Protopolystoma xenopodis is the source of this 213-nucleotide messenger RNA. NCBI's taxonomy places the organism in Eukaryota, Metazoa, Platyhelminthes, Monogenea, Polystomatidea, Polystomatidae. The record is from the annotation of a GenBank genome assembly.
AUGCCCGGGCCGUUGCGAUGUGGCCUAUCUGACACACAUUGGCUGCCAUGGCAUGCAGGCAAGCCGGCAAGCCUACCGGUCGUGGUAGUGAAAGCUGGGCUUGUCUAUCACGGCCUCGGACCCAUGUUCCGCCUGCACAAAGUUCUCUUACCAACCGAACAUGUGAGUCUGCUCUGUUGUUGUACCCCCCUGGCUGAAAUAGUGUUUUCGUAA